CAGGAUGACAGAUAUGCAACAAUUAAUUUUAGUCUUGUUAUUCAUGGCUCAUCUUCUUGCUGUUGGUGACGCGGGGAUAAGCGUAACCUGUAGGGGAAAGGAUGCCAAGUCGUGCCAAGAGACGCCGACAGGGACGUAUGCACGUCCGCAAAGCGAGAUUGGAGAUUCAACACCAAGUAUUGCAACGGCAGCUCAGCCACGAAAUCAUGCAGGGUAUGACCAUCAAUCUUACACUCGACCCCCGUUACUGCCGCCAUCGUAUCAACCUCCUCCCCCGCCACCGCCACCACCGCCACCACCGCCAUUACCUUCAACAACAACAACCACUACUACUACGCAUAUUCCCUAUAUCACCUUGGGACCUUGGGAAUGCAAAAUUUCUACUAAGGAAGAGAGAGCUAAGCUAUUCGAAGAAAUGGGCAGCCUCAAUCAGAUUUUUAUGGCAGAUACAGCUGAAGAAGCAGCACUAAAUUUCGCGCCUGUCUUUGAGAAACUAAAAGGAGCAGGAUUUGACGGUGGCCGACCAUACCCUGAGGACAUCCACAUCAUAGAUGGUGGCAUUCGACGAACUUGCAGCAACGAAUGCCAGAUUAUCUUGCGUGCAUUGAGGGCCUCCGAAAAAGGAACAGCAUCAAUCAGGCACCAACGAUCAUUGGGCUCUUUGCCGCUCCAUGGUCAGGAACGAGGGAGAAAUAAGAGGGACCAUCACGAACACCACCAUUUCCCCGAUCGUCCACUCGCUCCUGGAAAGAUUUCACAUGCCAAUUGCACACUGGAAAUCGAAUAUGAGGUAUGUGCUGUGGCAGGUACUGAAGAAAGUCCGGGUUUACAACGUCUAUGCACAAAGUGCCAGCGCAUCUACAAAGUUAGUCCAAAUUGUUUUCCGAGACUUGUGAAUGUAGCAACAUGCAGCGGUCCAGCGACAUGCAUAUUCGAUGAAGGUCGUCCCCAAGGCACUGGAGAACCAGAGGUGUUGCCCAUGAAUUUAUUACGAAACAUUGGAAAUGAAACAUGUCAUCAGCUCCGACCCGCACCUUUUAAGUUACCAAUUGCUUGCCAAUGCUUGCUCUCCAGGCAUUCAGACUUGCAAGUAUCCCCGUAGCUCCAUAGCUCCGAUAAGCUGCAUCCAAAGACAACGACGUGCUUUCCACACAUUAUUCGAAGC
Messenger RNA from Cylicocyclus nassatus, 1165 nucleotides. The record is from the annotation of a GenBank genome assembly. Lineage: Eukaryota; Metazoa; Nematoda; Chromadorea; Rhabditida; Strongylidae.